Molecule: messenger RNA, 858 nt
Organism: Encephalitozoon cuniculi GB-M1
Lineage: Eukaryota; Fungi; Microsporidia; Unikaryonidae
Exons: 1
Coding region: 1-858 (285 amino acids)
Source: RefSeq, marked provisional
AUGAAUAGGUACGAGACAGCUGACCAUGAUUAUAUGCAUGCCAAGGAUUACUUCAACAACUACAAGUUUGGAUAUAUCGAAAGAACCACAAAAACUCUUCUUCUUCAGAGCCUGAGGCCGGAGGAUAGGCAGGUGGAAGACCUGCUUACCAUACUGAACCAGAGCAAAUUCCAGCUAAAGGACGUUAAGUCCAUCGGCAAGGAAGCGUCCAAAUCCAUCUCCGAGCUAUCGGAACUGAUCUAUGAUGCUAAAAGCAAGCUCUCGAAGUACGAGGAAAUGCUGAGUCGUGAGGAAGAAAGAGAAAAAGAUCUUUCUGCGGAAUGCUCUCGACUCGAAAGUCUUGACGAAAAUCUAAAAGCAUAUGACGAGCUCAUGGCACAGUUUGAAAAGGGAUGCAAGGAGGUGCAGGAAAACAUCGAGAAGGUAAACGCUCUUAAGAAAGAAAUAGCAAUGCUGAGUACUAAUGAGGCAGAAGAGGAGUUAAAGAACAUGAAAAACCGGAGAGACAAACUCUGUGGAAAGCAGAAGAGGCUUUCCUUGAUAACAAUGGAAAGCCAUGUGGAGGAUUCGUAUAAUUGGUACAGUAGGGCACUUGAAUUCAUCAAAAAUGUCUUUGGCGUAAGUCUUGUGACCGUCGAGCAGGAAAAUAAUGAGAUGUACAUAAGGCUCAGGAUCUCGACAUGCGAGGUCGGAAUAUUUGUGAGAGAUGGCCAGAUGGUUGACUCUAAACUAUACAAUACCAACGACGAAGGGUCAGGGCCAUUGUUUACCACUCUAAGCACCUUUGCCAUGUCGAUUAAUGACCCACGUAUACUUCUUAUGCUAAUUGCAAACAGAUGCAGGGCGCUGGAGGACUGA